AUGAAGGCAACACAACAUUUCCAACACCUGAUUCAGAUGUAUGCAUGGUCUUUGAAGGAAGGCGAACUGAACCAUUUGAUUCGGCAAGGACACGAGUUCUCUCAAUCUUCUGAGUUUCCGGCUUCACUUAAGUCCACCAAAGAGACUAUUGAACUCGCGGUCAUGGUCUUGCUUGAUCUUUACCCCGAAGGCGAGUUCUUGCUACCUCAUCUGAUUUUUGGGCAAGCUGUUGUAUCUCAAACUCAGAACCGUCAAAUGGCCAUUUUGGACGCAAAUUUUGCAGCAGUAAAUACCGAUAUCGAUGAAGGGCAGACAACUAUACGAGGAGGAUUCAAAAAGAGCUUCAACGAGUAUUUUGACGAUGAUACAGCAUGGGAAGAGCCAGAGCUGGAGUUUACGAGUCCAAGUGAGAACGAAGAAGACGAAGACGAACUAGGAGAAAGCGUGCACAGCCAAUCCGAAGCUGAGGACUGGAGCAGAGCCUCUAGAAUUGACACCUCGAAAGUUUACGACAACACAUAUGCAUCGACCAUCUCAAGUCAAGGGCUCACCAUGAAGCUCAUUGCUGAUGCAAUAUUUUCGUUGCCAGUUGAGGAAUUGAUGACAAUCUUGGAUUUGAUGUGGCGUCGUCUUUGCAGCGAAGAAACCCCCAACGAGUUCUUUCCUCAUCGGGAAGCUAUGUUCUUCUUGCUUCAGAAUGCUAAUAUCAUAUUGAAACAAGGCAUCACAGACGAAGAGGCGCGUCAAAGCAAUGCAGAAACAUGAUUCAGAGUUCGAUGCUGACCCCACUCAAAUCAUCGCUCAGGGUGGAACUGCCAUGAAAGUAGAACAAUUUCUGGGCUAUCUUGAGAGAUACGGAUAGGCACAGAUUCUACAUGGGACCUUCAGAGAUAAUGGCAACUUUUCGCGAUACGUGUCAGAUUGCUCAAAGAAAAACUCAAAGAGGUGAACAAUUUUUCGAAACCCUUG
Mollisia scopiformis is the source of this 969-nucleotide messenger RNA. RefSeq lists its product as uncharacterized. The transcript has 3 exons. The record is from RefSeq and is a predicted model, not a curated record. NCBI's taxonomy places the organism in Eukaryota, Fungi, Ascomycota, Leotiomycetes, Helotiales, Mollisiaceae. Bases 1 to 765 code for a protein of 254 amino acids.